Messenger RNA from Camponotus floridanus (Florida carpenter ant), 987 nucleotides. RefSeq lists its product as uncharacterized. The record is from RefSeq and is a predicted model, not a curated record. The transcript is spliced from 2 exons. The coding region runs from base 19 to 954 and encodes 311 amino acids. NCBI's taxonomy places the organism in Eukaryota, Metazoa, Arthropoda, Insecta, Hymenoptera, Formicidae. Gene Ontology annotation, molecular function: DNA binding.
UGAUAUAUAACGAACAUCAUGGCAAGAACUCCGUGGAAAUGGAAUUAUUUUACGUUAGAAAGUCUAUCUAAAGUAGAGUGUAGUCUUUGUAACAAAGUUUAUCAGCCUAAACUACGCAGAACAGAAGCUCUAAAAAACCAUAUAAUAAAUAAAAAAGAGGAUCCAGACCACGAGGAAGCUUAUCGAGAUUACAUGACUGGAAUUGCAAGCAGGCUGAAAAAAAAUGUUAAAAAAUUUAGCUGGGAUUCGCAUUAUGAAAUAAUAUCUUCAGAUAUAAUUCUCAGACCAAAUGUACAAUGCAAUCAUUGUAAAACUGUUAUACCUGCGCCACGUGAUGGUAAACCAUUACUAGAGGCUCCGGGAGGCCUCAGCGAACAUUUAAAACAUCACCAUAACAUUGAAUUAGAAAAUUGGCAAGCAUUUGAAAAAUGGAUAUAUAUACACGCUAAAAAUUAUAUCCCCAACAUAACCAGUCAAUCAGAAAUUGUGAUUAAAGUACGUAGAUGUGAGAAAUGUGAAACUGAGAUUAAAGCCGAGAACGUUAUUAUGUUCGUAAGGCACUUGAUUGACAAACAUUACCAAGAAAUUCAGCCUCUUCCUGCGGAUAUAAUACCAAAAGAAUUACUACUUGAUUUUGAUCCUGACGAUAAAUUCGGAGACAUUAAAGCAUGCAUUGAGAAUCCUGACGAUAAAUCCGAUGACGUUCGAACAGGCACUAAGGACCCAGCAGAUGACAAUUGGGAAACCAUCGACGUACCAUCAACUAGCACCAUUGCUCAACCACAUUUUAAUCCUAGUCAGUCAGGUCAGUCAGGAAGCAGCCAGCCUAGUCAGUCAAGUCAGUCUAGCCAGUCAGCAGGCACCUCAAAAAAAUCUCCAAGUAAACGUAAAAGAGACAGCUCUCGUCAGACAAAAGAACAUCCUAGUAAACGCAAAAAAGAUAGCUCCACUUAGGCAGAAGAACUUUCAAGUCAAUACAGAAAAUCC